Molecule: messenger RNA, 417 nt
Organism: Caenorhabditis bovis
Lineage: Eukaryota; Metazoa; Nematoda; Chromadorea; Rhabditida; Rhabditidae
Source: the annotation of a GenBank genome assembly
AUGGACAACGAGAAAGCUAUCAGAUUCGAGCUCGAAUGCAGACGGACUGGAAAUUUUCAUGAUACGGUUGCUGAUGUUCAAUUCAGCACAAUGCCGAGACACAUGGAAAGAGAAGCGUGCACUUUGGCGGCAAUGUCGAUCAAGCUCUAUCAUCUGGAGCACGACAUCGCCCGUCAUCUCAAAGUGUCGUUCGACAAAGAUUAUGGGCCCGAUUGGCAUUGUGUUUGCGGAAAACAUUUCGGAUCAUUUGUGACCUUUGAACCUGAAUGUUUCAUCUACUUCCGAAUCGGCACCACGGCAUUCAUGUUGUUCAAAACAACCACCCGACGCCUUCCAAUAAUCGAGCAACAUUUGGAGAACAUCAUCGUAACACCUCGGACCAUUCUAGCCGGAAAUACGAGCAAAAAUGUCGAAUGA